UAUAUUUGUGUAACAAUUCCCCCUCAAGUCCAAGUAUGGGCUGGAGAGAAAUUGAGCCCGUUUUGGGGUAUUUACACCCACCAGCGUACGAUAGCCUCGCUCCUCAUUCCUACAUUCCUCUUCGUUGCCCUAUCUUCCUUUUUCUCCCAAACAAACAUUACAAAUUCCCAAUUUACCCUCAAAACUCGAUUUCUUCAGAUCCGGAAACUAUUCGUUUCCUUCUCUAAGAAUCGCCGCUGCUUUUCAGAUUUGCAUUCGAUUCGCUUGAACGAUACAGGAUUUCUUCUUUUUGUUCUUCUCUGAGGCAUCAAGAAUCAGGUCAGCUGAUCUUAGCAGCUAUGCGGGGAUAUGAAGGAGAUGUAAGCGAAUAUGACGAGUAUUUGGAUGAGUAUGAGGAUGAAGGUGUAGAUCAAGAAGAUGAAGAGGCUGGUGAAGAGGAACAUGAGGAUGAAGAGCCUCAACCGCCUUCAGAAGAGUUGUUAGAGUACCUGGAGCUGAGGCAACGGUUAAAAGAGGAUAUCAGGAAGCAGAGGAAGAAAGAACUAGGCGGUGGUUCUCGCGAAAUUAAAAAGAAUGUGUCAUCCAGGGAUAAUUUUGGUUCCUUCUUUGGACCUUCACAGCCUGUUAUCUCUCAAAGAGUAAUCCAAGAAAGCAAGUCGCUAUUGGAGAAUCCAAAUCUGGCAGCUAAAGUCAUGAAAUCUAGUCAUUCGCAGCAGAGCAAUAAGAGGGCUGCUUCAAAACCUGCAGGAUCAAAACCUUCCACCAGCAGCCAUGCACCAAAAGUCACAAAUGGGUUAAAAAGAAAGAUCGAUAUGGUAAAAAAUACGAGGGACUAUUCAUUUCUAUUAUCUGAUGAUGCUGAACUUCCUGGUCCAUCAAGAGGUUCUUUAACUCAGAAAGUGUCUGCCCCUAAUUGCGAUGCACGAUUAGUUCAACGUCCAAGCGGCAAGCAGACUUCAAGUAAUUCUGGGAGAAAGCUUCUAGAUGAUGGUGAAGUGAAAAGAAGCAGCCAAAUGCAACCUAAAGCGGUGAUUCAGAGAUCGAUGUCUGUUAAUAAACCGACUCAACCGCCAUUAGACUCUAGAAAACAGUUCGGUAGCAGUAAUGGAAGUGGACCUGGGCGGCCUUUGGGUCCAAAAGGGGUGCCCCCCAAGGUUUCAGGGAAUCCAAAUGAUAAGAAAUUUUUGACACCAGGCGCCAAGAGUACUGUGCCUGCUUCCCAUAGGCCAACCCCUUCAAGGGUGCAACCGGCUGCACCAAGGCAAUCUUCGGUACAGAAUAGGAUACCAUUGGAAUCUGGAAAGUCAAAAGUGAUGUCAAAACAAGGUGUGCCUGUCUCCAAAACUCAGGUGGCGAUUCAGAAACAGCCAGCCUCCUCGUCUAGACCUCAGAUAAAACCACCACCUCCUAGAAAUGGAGCUCGUCCCUUGGACGAUAGGCGCCCAACACUUCAGCUAAGAGACGGCAGGCGCCCAGCAACUCAGCAAAGCGACGACAGGCGACCAGCUCUUCAGCAAAGGGAUGACAGGCGCCCAGCACCUCAGCAAAGAGAUGAUAGGCGCCCAGCACUCCAGCAAAGAGAUGAUAGGCGCGCAGCACUUCAGCGAAAAGAGGAGAGGCGCCCCACACUUCAGCAAAGAGAUGACAGGCGCCCGCCAGUUCAUCGGAAAGAUGAUAGGCGCCCAGCAAGAAAACCAAUGUAUGAUGAAGAAGAUGAUGGAGUAGAAGCCAUUAGUAUGAUCAGGAAGAUGUUUGGGUAUAAUCCUAACAGGUACCAUGAUGACGAUGAUGAUAGUGACAUGGAGGCUAAUUUCGAUGAUAUAUUGAAGGAAGAAAGGCGGAGUGCGAAAAUAGCAAGGCAAGAGGAUGAAGAAGAGCUUCGGAAGAUAGAAGAAGAAGAAAGGCGGGAGCGACUGAGAAAACAGGCAAAGAAGCGCAAGUUGAGCCAUCAAUGACUAAGAUAAAUUGUUUUUUUUACUUUGUUGAUGAGCACCCUUUAGAAAGGUGUUGUAGCUUUUUUAUUUUUUAUCUGGUUAUAGGGGAGGAUAAUGAUGGGUUGAGGUGGAAUUGUACAGUCUCCGCUUAAUUUUUGAAUUGAUGUUGUAUCUAUGGGUUUAUUUUA
Lycium ferocissimum is the source of this 2122-nucleotide messenger RNA. RefSeq lists its product as uncharacterized. Bases 339 to 1955 code for a protein of 538 amino acids. The transcript has 10 exons. Lineage: Eukaryota; Viridiplantae; Streptophyta; Magnoliopsida; Solanales; Solanaceae. Gene Ontology annotation, biological process: regulation of DNA-templated transcription; nucleosome assembly. Gene Ontology annotation, molecular function: histone binding; DNA binding. The record is from RefSeq and is a predicted model, not a curated record. Gene Ontology annotation, cellular component: nucleolus.